AUGGAACCACAUGCACCCUUGGGACCCACCUCAUCAGAUGACGACAUGGAUCAUGCCUUUCAACAGAUUAUGACAGCCCAAGUUGCUGCUGCCCUGCGCAUUUGGAUGCGAGCAUUGGGGGUCGUGGAGACGCAGGACAACGCUGCCUCUCCGGCUUUGGUAUUCUACUCGUCGUUGGGCUCCAGCCUGCUCUCACCUCCUGGUGGACCAUGGCCUGAGCACUUCCAGCAGUUCCAGAGCCAGGUCUCCUCGGACACUAACAGGUUGCGUGCCGAGAAUGCCCUGGCUCAGGCUCAGCGUAUGAGGCAACAGCUGGAGAGGGAACGGACGCGCGCUGCAGGCAAGAUGAUGGUGGUUUUGAUGGACAUGUGGGUUUUGAGAGAAGUGAAGGCCGAGAUGCGGGAUGGACGGCUUUACCCAUCCCAGGAUUUCCAGGGCAAGUUUACUCUCGUGGACUACCGGAGCAAUCACAUGCACUACCUGGCGUUUACGAAUCCCAGUUUGGUCGGUCCAGAAAGCGUGGGACCUGAUGGUAUGACUACUGCAGACUGGGUGUUGCUGUCGAUGGCCAAAGGAAUCGAGGAGCUCUUGAAGAAGAACCAAGGAGCUGCAAAACCUGGGCAGCCCGAAGCUGUUAAGCCUGGGGCGCAGGAACUUCCGAAGCUCCCGGAGUAUGACCCCGAGACAGCGGCCAUCGACAUGGUGCAUUGGACGCCGCACAUUGGUCCGAUUCUUGAAGAUAUCUCUGACACUUCGGGGCUGCGGUGGGGAGACGCUGCGACAAUCCUCGUUGUGGUAUCAGGACGGUUGCAGUUGAAGCCGGUCGCUGAGGGCCAGUUGCAAAAACCCGAAUGGUCAAGGGUGGAGCGAAGGGCAGUGGCCAUGCUGUUGUCAGCCAUUCCAGAUUCCUUGAGGCGUGACAUCAUCACCCACGGUGACAUGACAGCAAUGGGGGUGAUGUGCAGGAUCUUGACGGUGUACCAGCCGGGCAACAAGCAGGAGAAGUCCUUAAUCCUCAAGAAUCUGGAGUCCCCGGGUGAAAGUACGUCUUCGUCUCACGCAGCUCAGGGGCUUCGCCGGUGGUUGUUGUGGUUGAAGAGGGCACGUACGUUGGGUAUUGUGGAACCUGAUGCUUCUAUCCUGAUGAAGGGCCUCGACAAGUUAACGCAGCGGGUGAUCCGGUCGGACAGCGAGCUCGCGUUCAGAGUGUCCUUGGUGAGAGCUUCGCUACAGGUGGAUAACAAUCCCCAGCCCUCUACGGUGCUGCAAUAUCAUCAACACCUUUUAGCUGAGUUGGAGACCCAGGCAGGGACCACUACCAAGGAGCCUUCGUCAUCCUCGACCACUACGCCUGCGAUCAAGGAUCUGACAGCAGCGCCAGGCCUGAGUACGAGUCCGGAGCAAUCACCGAAAUCCCCUUCGCCUACCAGCACCUCGGAUGUGUGUCGGUUCUACCUGAAAGACAAGGGCUGCAAUAGGGGAACAAGUGAGGAGAAGAAGGCAAAGUGUUUGGCGUGUGGUUCUACAAGCCAUAUAGCCAAGGAUUGCACAGUGCCCGGUUCCAAGCGGAAGGAGAAGGAAACGGCCGCAGAGUCAGGACGUGAAGCUUCGACGACUUCCUCAACUGCUACCACAGCUAUGGGUGCCGAUGGAACGUUGACUGCUACAGGUGGUCAGAGACCCAUGAAGGCGAUCGCGUUUGAGAGCCCGGAGGCCACGGAGAUGAAGAGUCUGAUGACUAAGGCGUUGGAGGAGAUACGCCGUGUGCAAGUUCUACGUGUGGAUGGAACUGUGGAAGGUCCUGGGGAGCGCAUGCACUUCGAGGAGAAGCUGCAGCAAUUGAGGGAUGUGACUGCGGCCUCAGCCCGACACUUGCAGGAGGUCACUGUGAGCUGGUGGACAGCGCUGCAACGAUAUGUGGACACCCGGGACGUGAAGGAUAUGAAGGAGGCGAUCAAUAAGGCGGCAUUCCUGAAGGCCUUGGAUGAGGAGGAGACGGUUCUGCUCCAUGACUUCGGCAAUAUGGAACCAUGGGAACGCUUCAAGGCCUUGCCGGUCAAUCGUCGUCGACGGAAGCGUCUCGGCACGCACGAUGCAGUGGUGCUGGACCUGGACAGGAUCAAGGGAGAUCUUCCGGAGGAGGAACUUUGGAAGGUGUUAUUAAAGUACGGGCGGCGUCGCAUCGAGACGGCCUUAGUCUUGGAGAAGCCUGCCUCGAAGAAGGUGGGUGCAACCUGGGCGGCGGAUGGAUCUUAUCAAUCGUUUGUCGAGGAGGCAGGCAUUGAGGGUUGGCCAGUGAGGAACGCGGCAGCGGGGCGACAGCAUAGAUCAAGCCUCCAUCCCAUGGCCUACACGUUGAGCAUUGAUGUUGCUGGCCCUCUGAAGCAUCAAGGAGUCACUCCGGAUUCAAAGGGAUUGCGAUACUUCCUGAGAGGGGCCUACAGGUUUCCGCGUCUUGAAGGAGUUAGUCCUGAGGCUGGUUUCCCAUUGCUGAAAGAUGAGGACGAGGAGUUCUCGGACGGGGAGGAGCAGCCUGGAGAUGUGGAUGCGUUUGGGGCAGGCGUUGAACCCGGUCCGGAUGAAACGCUAGAGGAUGGUAUGCCGUCUGAGGAGGAGGAGGAAAAGAAAGCGUGGAAGAAGAUGAGGGAAGGAUUCACGACUCCCAUCCCCUUGGACACUGCUUACUUCGCGGCGCCGAUGAGGAACAAGAAAGCCACCAGUGUUUUACCAGCAUUGCAGAGGAUCUAUGUGGAUGCGAAGGCCCUUGGAUUUCCAAUGCACCGAGUACAUGGAGAUAGAGCUGGUGAGCUGCGGAGUAAGAUGGUCAGGAACUGGGUCUUGGGAAAGGGAAUGUUGCCUACGACCACGGAGGGCGACAACCCGGCGUCGAACGGUGCAGCGGAAGCGGGCGUGAAAUAUUUGAAAAAACGGGUCAGAGUACUUCUUGACUCGGGCGCAGUGCACAAAUCCGCGUGGCCGCUUGCACUAAAUGCCGCCGCUUCGAUCCAAUGGUGCGACAGGAUGGGCUUGCCAAGCCCAAUGGUGGCGCCUUUCGGUUCUCCUUGCUGCGUUAAGAUCGAGCGCUACAAAACUGGAGCGGUUGAAGAUUUGGGACCGAAGUGGACAAGGGAGAAAUACCUGGGGCCAUCGACGGAUGUUCGAGGACCCGUGGAACCACCACCACUGAAGGAUGUGGCUCCUCCCUUGGUCGUGGAACCGGCAUGGAGACUGAAGUCAACGACAAAGCCCUCGGAUGUGAAGGUAAAGGCUCUUGCUCAACAUCUGCUGAGCAUGGAAGAUUUCUCGAAGGAGGGAUGCUUGGAGAUGUUAGAGAAGUUGGUGGUGGCAGCAAAGGCAACGCUGGGGGUGUUCACGGGCAAUGCAAUUCCUCCGCACACUGAUGCGCAUAUUCAACGAGGGUCUUGGAACUAUGUGGUGGAGAUCUCGGAUAGGUCGCAGCGGGGACUAUGGGUAUCUGGAGAUGAUCAGUCAAAUCCUACGAGGGGUGUCGCUGAGAGGGGUGAAGCGAUUCAACAACUACCUGAUGGAAGUCAAUGUUCGGGGCGUUACUACAACAUUGCGGAGCGUGCCACCGGCUUCAACCCGAAGAAAUUCUACGGCUUCACUCCCAACUCGGCAAAUGAUUGGUUGCUGGUUGGUUAUACGCCCUCUGGAGUGGAAAAGUUGAUGGAGGAGGACGAGUACACGGAUCGUGACGAUGAGGAGCCCCGAGGUCGAAACGCUGGCGUUGCAGAUCGACAAUAUGGCGGCGGUUGGACUCAGUUCCGACGGGGCUGGGUCAUGGAGGAUCGCCACGAGGAGUUGCGCCGUCAAUGGGGACUACAAACGUUGGUUUCAUCGGGCUUGACGGCCAAGAUCCUCCGGAUAUUGUUGCUGUGUGGUUGGAUUUGUGGGGCGAAGGCUGAAACCUUGGAGGCACCGUUGCAGUUGGAUGGCUCAAUCGAGUUCUAUGCCCUCAUGAUGAUGGCGUCUAUUGCGAUGGUGGGUGUCUGGGAGCUCAUGAGGUGGGCUUAUGGCAAGGCCUCCAAGUGGUUAGGUCGUCGUUGGGAUCCUAGGAGGAAUCGGCAUUUGGAACGGCUUCGCAACAUGGUGGAGGACGAGUUGGCGGAGCAACUCAAUGAUCGUCUUCAAUGGUCUGCUCCACAGCCUAUGAUGGUGGACGCUGAGGUCCAGUGCAACAUGGGCAUGACGCGGUUGAUGUCAGUUGAGCCUACGAGGGUGGAGAUUCGUGAAGUUGAACGAGAGGUUCAAACGUGGCAUCCGGGACCGUGCUAUGUCUCGAAUGGAGGAGACCACGUGCACGUCAUGAGGGACUGUUGGGGCCUUCGGAAUGCUGCACAUGUUCAAGUUCGCACAUUUUGUGCUUGCUGCCGAAAUGGAGGUCGGCAGCUCUACCCAGCAAGAACGAUUUGA
Molecule: messenger RNA, 4434 nt
Organism: Symbiodinium natans
Lineage: Eukaryota; Dinophyceae; Suessiales; Symbiodiniaceae
Source: the annotation of a GenBank genome assembly